AAUACGCCCAGCGUUGCCAACUUAGAAUUAUUAACUUUAAAACGAAAAUAGUGUCAUGCUUACCACCGGGCCUUGUGAGAACGUCCCUGCGCCCAUUUUUCUGUACAACUACAAUGGUUGACAUUGUAAUAAUUGUUAAUAAAUCAAUAAAUUACAUUAAAAAACAUAAAAUAAUUUCAUAUAACCGUUAUUAUAGCUACCGUAACAUAAGUGUAAAACGUCAAUUUCUAUUUUUUUCAUCUAGCUCAUAAAAAAAGUAAAAUUUGUCCCUCUUUCCCAUUUUGCGUUCUUGCCCAACCGGCGCCCAUUUUGCGCCCUUGUCUAACCUGCGCCCUUGGCAGGGGCCACCUUUGCCACAGCCUAGGUACGGCCCUGACUAAAUGUGAAAAGGCAUUUACUUCCAAAAGUGAUCUGAAGAAACAUACAUUUGUCCAUACAGCAGAGAGGCCGUAUAAGUGUAAAACAUGUGGAAAAUCCUACAAAUCAUUCGGCAGUUUGAAGCCACAUACAUUAGUCCAUACAGGAGAGAGACCUUACAUGUGUGCUACAUGUGGAAAAACCUUUACAACAAUAGGCAGUAUGAAGACACAUACAUUGGUCCAUACAGGGGAGAGACCUUACAUGUGUGCUACAUGUGGAAAAACCUUUACAACAAUAGGCAGUAUGAAGAAACAUACCUUGGUUCAUACAGGAGAGAGACCUUAUAAGUGCACUAAAUGUGAAAAGGCAUUUACUUCCAAAAGUGAUCUGAAGAAACAUACAUUUGUCCAUACAGCAGAGAGACCUUACAUGUGUGCUACAUGUGGAAAAACCUUUACAACAAUAGGCAGUAUGAAGACACAUACAUUGGUUCAUUCAGGGGAGAGACCUUACUUGUGUGCUACAUGUGGAAAAACCUUUACAACAAUAAGCAAUAUGAAGACACAUACAUUGGUUCAUACAGGGGAGCGCCCUUAUAAGUGCACUAAAUGUGAAACAUCAUUUACUGUCAAAAGUGAUCUGAAGAAACAUAUUGCAAGUGUUCAUAUAGGAGAGAGGUCCUAUAAGUGUGCUGCAUGUGGAAAAUCCUUUACAACUAAAAGCAGUAUGAAGAAACAUACAUUGAUUCAUACAGGUCGAGACGGUAAAAAGAAAUAAAACAUCAGAUUAUAUUGAUUUAAGAGUUAAUAUAAAUCAAUAGAAGAAUAAAGAAAGACACGAGAAAAAGUAAACCCUCAAGUAUAUUGUGAAAUUCUAAUAUGCAUAGCAAAAUUUGAAAACAAGAAGAUUCAAUGUUGAAUGAGUGAUACGUACGUAGCCUAUCAUGUAACUGCUGUACACACAAGUCCUAAAAACAAAUUUACUACUUACAUUGAUACAAUUCUCUAUGAUUUGUUGAGAUUUCUAACAAGAUCUCCUUAUAUCUUAUAUGAUAAGAUUCACUGUGAUAAAAUUGAAAAGUAGAAAAUGUUAACUAGCUUCAAACAUUUCGAUCACAAGUGUCCAAUAUGUGGACAAAGUUGUCCAAAUCGAUCUGCAAUGAAGGUCCAUAUAUUAUAUCACACUGGAGAGCGGCCCUUUAAAUGUUUGACAUGUGAGAAAGCAUUUUUCCGACUAAAGCAAGUAAAGAGUCAUUUGUUGAUACACUUAAGGAAGUCUCCUAUAAGUGGGGAAUCCAUUCAACUCCAAAGCCAUAUGAAGGAGCAUUCGCAAAUUCAUACGAGACCCUAUUAGUGCACUGAAUGUGGAAAAUCCUU
This is a messenger RNA of Macrosteles quadrilineatus (aster leafhopper), 1736 nucleotides long. RefSeq names its product zinc finger protein 211-like. The transcript has 2 exons. Gene Ontology annotation, molecular function: DNA-binding transcription factor activity, RNA polymerase II-specific; RNA polymerase II cis-regulatory region sequence-specific DNA binding. Lineage: Eukaryota; Metazoa; Arthropoda; Insecta; Hemiptera; Cicadellidae. The coding region runs from base 538 to 1137 and encodes 199 amino acids. The record is from RefSeq and is a predicted model, not a curated record. Gene Ontology annotation, biological process: regulation of DNA-templated transcription.